Babesia ovata is the source of this 744-nucleotide messenger RNA. RefSeq names its product iron-sulfur cluster-binding Rieske family protein, putative. The record is from RefSeq and is a predicted model, not a curated record. NCBI's taxonomy places the organism in Eukaryota, Apicomplexa, Aconoidasida, Piroplasmida, Babesiidae. The coding region runs from base 1 to 744 and encodes 247 amino acids. The transcript has a single exon.
AUGGCGGCUUCAGACGCAGCCUACCAGCGCCGGAACCGCGUUCUCGCUGAGUCUAGCAGGCGCCUGAGUUCCCUGAGCAAGCCCGAGUACGACGACGACGAGGAGACCCAGCCCCCCUCGUCGUUUCUGAAGGAAGUUAUACUGUCGUCGCCGAGAGCUGAUGUGAGCGCUACCGCAAAGGUCGUCGAGCCUAUAGUUAAGCCGCUUGACCUUGCCAGCACCCGCUGCAUUGCAGUGUGCAACUUGCUGAGCUACGUGCUGAGUUUCUCCUUGGGAUGCUACGUGUGCCACGUGCUCCACUCCGAGAGGGUGGACUCUUACUGCCCUGCAUUCGUCAGAGGAUUCUUUUCGCUUAUAGACAUGUUAGGCGCCGCCCGCAUGAUCCACAUGGCUAUCUCUGCGUGGCUCCACGCGCCCGAGAGGAUGAAGCACACCACUGUGAAGGUGCUGACAUACGGUUCAGUGAUCUUGAACAUUUACCCGAUCUGGGCGUCAAUGCGCAAGGGAGGCUCCGCCGGCCAGACCGAGGACAGCAACUCGAAAGAUGAGGCUGACUCUUCUGAUGAAGAUUCCGAUGGCUCAGAUGACGGAAGCGGUGGAAAUUUUUUCGCUGACUUUGAUGAGGAGAACCUGGCCAAGAUCGCCAUGUUCGUGAUCCGCUCCGGUGCGGCAUGUCUUGUGUUCGGCUUAUUGGGAUACGACAUCCUCUACAAUAUGCCCUUGAUUCUUCAGUUCAUUCACUGA